This is a messenger RNA of Oncorhynchus gorbuscha (pink salmon), 1220 nucleotides long. RefSeq names its product phospholipase A and acyltransferase 4-like. The coding region runs from base 179 to 706 and encodes 175 amino acids. The transcript is spliced from 6 exons. The record is from RefSeq and is a predicted model, not a curated record. Gene Ontology annotation, cellular component: cytoplasm. Gene Ontology annotation, biological process: N-acylphosphatidylethanolamine metabolic process. Lineage: Eukaryota; Metazoa; Chordata; Actinopteri; Salmoniformes; Salmonidae. Gene Ontology annotation, molecular function: glycerophospholipid phospholipase A1 activity; A2-type glycerophospholipase activity.
GCUUCCAACAGACGCCGCUCUGAUUUGUUUUCUUUUUUUGAGUCAGCUGAUAGCUGACGCUUCUGACUUCUGUGUUCGAGGUGAAAGCAAGCUACAUCCGCACGACACCGAAUUUACUAGUUGAGAUCGAAGCUCAGUGAAGGGAAAUCAAAGCUGUGUAAAGGAAAUAACAGUAACCAUGGCUCCAACAUUGUAUGAUAAGAAGCCGGAGCCAGGGGAUCUGAUAGAGAUAUUCAGAGGGAACUACCAGCACUGGGCUUUGUACGUUGGUGACGGCUUUGUUGUUCACCUGGCCCCACCCUCCGAGGGACCUGGGGCCAGGGCCAACAGCAUGAUGUCUGUGCUCAGUGACAAGGCUAAGGUGAAGAAGGAAGAGAUCUGGGACGUGGUAGGGCAUGAUCAGUGGUGCGUAAACAACCAGCUGGAUGAGAAGUACCAGGUCAGACCCAUACAUGAGAUACUGACGGAAGCCCAGGCCUAUGUGGACCAGGAGAUGCCCUACUGUGUCUUCAGAGGAAACUGUGAGCACUUUGUCACAGAUCUGAGAUAUGGAAAGGCUGAGUCUCGACAGGUUCGUCAGGUUGUGGAAACUGUGGGAAUGGCUGCAAUGGUGGGCUUCGGAGUCCUUGCUGUUGCAGGUAUCGCAGCGGCCAUCUUUGGAGGUGGAAGCAAGAAGAAGAAUGAAGAAAAAGAAGAAUAUAAGUGACCAACUGUAUAAUAGCUUCCUGAGCAGCCAGUCACCAAUAAGCCUAAUAGAUUAAUUUUUUAAACUACAGUACUGCCAUCGUCACUUGUAUAAUUCUGGUGUUAUCAGAAGGAAGGGUUGAGUAUUUCCAUAAUAUUUUUCUUUUUUAUAGUUACACAGACAUUAAUUGAAAGCACAAAAGGAGGAAAAGUGUCUGGUUAUAAUUCCAAGGUAUACAGCCUUGGAGGGGCCAUAGCCUUGCAGGCUCCUAGGCUAUGCUAGCUGUUUAAAAAAAUAUAUAUUUUUAUUGUCAGUUACUUAUAAGCAGUGGUGGGAAAAGUACCCAGUUGUCAUACUUGAGUAAAAGUUAAGAUAACUUAAUAGAAAAUGACUCAAGUAAAAGUGAAAGUCACCCAGUAAAAUACUACUUUAGUAAAAGUUUUAAAGUAUUUGGCUUUAAAUAUACUGAAGUAUAAAAAGUAAAUGGCAUGGAUAAAAUGUACUUAAGUAUCAAAAGUAAAAGAACCGGACUACA